Molecule: messenger RNA, 5497 nt
Organism: Calypte anna (Anna's hummingbird)
Lineage: Eukaryota; Metazoa; Chordata; Aves; Apodiformes; Trochilidae
Gene: TBC1D13
Product: TBC1 domain family member 13
Exons: 12
Coding region: 346-1545 (399 amino acids)
Biological process (GO): intracellular protein transport; activation of GTPase activity
Molecular function (GO): GTPase activator activity
Source: RefSeq, a predicted model, not a curated record
CCCCCCUUCCCGCACCGGAAACACCGGAGACCUCGGGACGCUCGGGCCCUGCCCGCGGAGCUGGAAACAGCGCGGGGGUGUCGGCGGCUUCACACAGCGUGACGUCACCGCCUCCCGCGGCAGCGGCGUGACGUCAAGAGGUGACGUCAAGGGGUGACGUCAAGAGACGGCGUCACGGCCGCGGCGCUCGGGCGGCCCGAGGCGGAGCCACAGUGGGGGCGGUUCCGGGGGCGCGGCCUGGCCUGACCCCCCCCACCCGCUCCCCCUCAUCCCCCCCGGGCAGGGUCUCGGGGUUUCCAGCCGGAGCGUUUAUGCGGCGCGCGGGGCCGUGUCGCGGGGUCCGCCAUGUCGCGACUGCACCAGAGCAGGAUCGCGGAUUUCCAGGAGGUGUUGGGCGAACCCACGGUGGCUCUGGCCAAGCUCCGCGAUCUCUGCUUCAGCGGAAUCCCCUUUGAUGGUGGUUUGCGCUGCCUCUGCUGGAAGAUCCUCCUGAACUACCUCCCUUUAGAGAAAGCCUUAUGGAGCUCUUUGCUGAAGAAACAGAGGGAUCUGUAUUCCCAGUUCCUAAAGGAAAUGAUCAUUCAGCCUGGAAUUGCCAAAGCAAACCUGGGUGUUUCAAGGGAAGAUGUGACCUUAGAAGAUCAUCCUCUCAAUCCAAACCCAGACAGUCGAUGGAAUACUUACUUCAAGGACAAUGAAGUGCUUCUCCAGAUAGACAAAGAUGUCAGGAGGCUGUACCCUGACAUGGCAUUCUUCCAGCGCCCCACAGACUACCCCUGCCUCUUAAUCCUGGACCCCCAAAAUGAGUUUGAGACCCUGCGCAAGCGGGUGGAGCAAACCACACUCAAGUCACAGACAGUGGCACGGAACCGCAGCGGGGUGACAAACGUGAGCUCCCCUCUUAAAACCACACCUAAUUCUCUGAGCGAGUACGAAGUUCUGCCCAACGGCUGUGAAGCUCACUGGGAAGUGGUGGAGAGGAUCCUGUUCAUCUAUGCCAAGCUGAACCCCGGGAUAGCCUAUGUUCAGGGGAUGAAUGAAAUCGUGGGGCCUCUUUACUACACCUUUGCUACAGAUCCUAACAGUGAGUGGAAAGAACAUGCUGAAGCAGACACAUUUUUCUGCUUUACCAAUCUAAUGUCUGAAAUUCGGGACAACUUCAUUAAGAGCCUGGAUGAUUCUCAGUGUGGUAUUACCUAUAAAAUGGAGAAGGUCUAUUCCACCCUGAAGGAAAAAGAUGUGGAGCUGUAUUUGAAACUGCAAGAACAGAACAUCAAACCCCAGUUCUUUGCCUUCCGUUGGCUGACACUGCUCUUGUCCCAAGAGUUCCUGCUGCCAGAUGUCAUCCGGAUCUGGGACUCCCUCUUUGCUGAUGACAAACGCUUUGAUUUCCUUCUGCUCGUCUGCUGUGCCAUGUUGACACUAAUCCGGGAUCAGUUGCUGGAAGGAGACUUCACUCUGAACAUGAGGCUGCUACAGGAUUAUCCAAUCUCUGAUGUUCAUCUGAUUUUGAAGAAGGCAAAGGAACUUCAAGAUUCCAAAUAGUCCAUGAGCAUAACAAAAGAUGUCAGAGAAACUGGCAGUGGAUCCCAGGAGAUGCCCCCAUGCAGUGGGGUGCAUUAAAGCUCCUAGUGGUCUCUGCAGGACUUCAGGUUUUGUGUCUGGGCUACUGGCCACCUUGAAGACUUCUUCCUACUCUAUUUAUUAGGUCAAGGACUGAUUAUGUCCCCAUCUACUUGGGUCCUGCACUCCAGAAUUUUUCAAAUCUCAAAUGCCUCUGUGCUGCCAAAAGCAGUUCUUUGUAUCUUUUUUUAUGACUGAGUUGGGGAGAAAGGAACCAUCUGCUUGGAUAUCCCUGAGGGGGUGGACUCCUUCCUGGAAGAAGCUUACAUGGAGUAAGUUCUGAUGGGGAAGGGACAGGCUGAGUCCCAUGGAUUUUGGUGGUAUAGAAGGAUCUUCUUUCUGUGAAUAGAAUGUAUGCCAAUCAAGUCACACAUCCUGUCACUCAAAUUGCUUCUGGAUUCUUCUUCUUUGUGUCUGCACUUGGCCAUCCCUGGGGUGUCCAAAGGAGAUGAUUGCAUCAGCUUCUGGUGAUUGUCAUCUGUCUGUCUGGACCACUCUGCCUGAGAAAAAGACCUUGAGAAGCUGAGAUGGGAGGACACAACUACAGCUGGUGGCUUUGUGCACUGAAACUGCCUGAAUCCAGACUUGCCUUAUCAACAAGGUCUCCUUGGAAGCAAGACCAUGGUGGUUUUAAUCAAUGAGUCAAGAGUAGUUCAAAGUCAAGCCUUAUUACACCCAGCCUUAGAGCAGGAGCUUGUUGCUGCAGGGAGGCCUCCAGCUGCUUUCCUGGCUCUGAACAGGAGCAUAUACAGCUACAGUGAGGAUUCUGAAAGACAAGAAAUGGGCAUCUAGUUGUGUGCAAUGGAGACAGACCUAUUUAUGGGCUUGUUACAGGCAUGGCACUGGGGUUUUCUGCCUCAGUGGCUUGCACAGUUUUGCCCUGAGUAAGCUCUGGUCACAGUAACCUUGAAGACAUGAUACAGGUCCAAUGUACAAUUCAGAGUCCUGUUCUGGUAUAAUCCAGUGGUCAUACAAGCAUUUCAGUCAUUAGCUGACUGCUGGGGCUGAUCCACUUCUCUGUGUACUGAUUCUGUUGGGAGUCACAGUUCUACGUUGGACACUUGUCCCUCUUGAGAGGGGGAAACUUUUCAGAGUUUCAUUUCAAACACAGCAGAGCAGGCUCAGGAGAACAUCACUUAAUACAAACUAUGGAGAGAACUGCUAACCUGCCAGCAGAGUCGAGCUGAUCAGAAGCUGCAAUCCUUGGAGGGAGAAGCUGCCAGCACCCAGGUGCUUAGGUGGUGCAGAAGCUCUUGGGUGAACACUAAUCCAGCCUGCUUUUCCCUUUCUUUCUGUGCUCUGCUGGCUCACCUCUGCAUAGCUGUUUGACACUGCAGUUUUUGGUAUUUAUGGGUAUUGAUUUGUUAAAGGUCAGUCUUCUUUGUAAGAUCUGCUUAAGCUGCUGGUGGCCUAGAAUUGCCCUAGCAGGAGGGAUGUUGUCAGCUUUCAGCUUUUUUACUAGUGCUUUAUCUUUCACUGAGGGCCAGUGCUUUACGUGCUAUUGUUAUUUUCACAAGGGUGGUUAGGGAGAAGAGGUUGAGGCAUGUGCCUGUGUUCAUAUUGUCAAUCCCAAGCAAUCUCUGCCUCUUUAGAUAAAAAGUGCUUGAGUGACACUGGUGCAGCCAGGUGUUGCUGCUGUAGUGGAUCAAGAGCAACUGAAGACUUCAAACAAUCUGUAAUUAAUACUUGUAGCUAAGUGUCCCUCUGCUGCAAUCCUUUAAAGAGUAGUUUUUCUCCAAGAAACAUUGAGUGGAUAGACCAGGACAGCUGUGUGAUGAAACAUCCAGUUUGCUGUAACUGCUGGAUAGAUCUCUCUGCCUUCCAGGUGGUCUCAUGGGCUCAGCUCUUGGGUCCUCUGCACUAGAGAGGGAGGCCCGUAGUCAGACCUCUGGUAGGCACAAAUGUAGAACCAGAGGGCUGAACUCUUGGGUAGAAUUGGAUCUCCUCUAAGCACUUCUGCCUCAGAACUGCUCUAAAUACUGUUUAGCUCUCACAUUCCAUGUAAAAGCUCUGCUUGCACCUCCUGAAGUACCUGGCCUGUCCAUUUUGGGUUCCCUUGGUGAGUGCAGGGUUCCCUUAUCCUGUGUUUUUUUACUGGUAACAGGAUCAUUCAUGAGGGUUCCUGCUCUGGAUAGCUAGAAAUCUCCUUAAAAUAACCUGAGAAGGUAGCAGACCAAUCAGGAUUAAAACUUUACUUGGGGGUCAACUUGUGCUUGUUUUCAGGGUAGUGUUUUGGGUUAACCUCCUGCAGUGGUCUUGAGCCAGGUGCUGGUCUGAAGUGUUACAAACACUCAAGGAAGAGAGCAAAGAGAUGGCCACUCAAGCAGCAGUGCAGGUAGCUGGCUGGGGACAGGAAUCAUGCUGCCUUCUCCCUUCCUAGGUGCUGAAGGGCUUGUGUUGUGCCAUCCUCUUCAGGGAGUGAUGGUGAAUUAAAGGGAGUCUGCAGUGGAUUCAUGGGAUGUGAUGAGAGCUUUGGCUACUGGGGAGUUCUCUGGGAUAAAUCCAGGUGGUGGCUACAAAACUGAGUUCUCUGGGGAGAACUUGUAACACCUUUGAUCCAGGCAGGCUGAUUCCUUCAUGAAAAGCUGUUUUGUGCCCUUCUGUAUCCCCACCUUUGUGGUAGGACUUCUGCCUGGCUGAUGAAAGGAGUUGUACUUUCCUACUUGGGACAUCAAUUUCUUUAUUCCAAGAUUUUCUCCUUUCUUUAAGAGCAAAACCAGAUGUUCGGAGGUGGCAAAAGAAAGCCUUGUUACCAGAUUUUUAAUGUCCUCGUGAGCUUCCUUGGUUUCAUGCCUCAAAAGGCUUUUGGUGAUUUUUUUUGUUGUGGAUGUCAGGCAGUAUUUAAUGAGUGGUUCCCUGCCAGUGUGGCCAAGUAACAACUGCUGCACCCUUGAGAGGUUUCCACCUCUCAUUUCUUUCCAUCCUAAUUCCCUGCAGGAGCAGCGGGGUCAACAGAAGCAGCAUUUCUUUGGGUCAAGAGGUGUUAGUCAGGGGUGCCUUUAGGACCCUAAACAGAAGGUGUUUAAAUAGCUCUUCAAACACAUUCCCCACAGCCCCAAUGUUGCCAGGCAGGGGAAGGGGGACCCGGAUCCAUCUCCAUCCCUGGGAAGCAGCAGGACCUGCGGGAAGAGAGGAGCCUUCCCUGGGGAAAGGGGUUUGCUCUGCUUGUGCCUUGCUGUAGUUCAGGCUGUGGGAAGCUUUGUGGCUUUGCCAGUGAGGUGGAAGCAAGGGGACAGCAGAGAUGAAGGUGGUGGUGGCAGUCACUCAGAACACUGGGUUUUGUGUUUGAAUAUUGUGACCUAACCUGGAAUUAUUCAUGCAUUGGUGGUGAGCAGGAUGAAGGCACUGGGGAAGGCAGGGGCAGUUUUCCCUUAGAGAGUGUGGCUUCAUCUGUUUAGAGCACUUCUGAAACUGCAGAUCAUUGUUGUGAUUUUGUUUCGUUUUUACCUUGUCUGGAAAGAAUUUCCAGAACAGGCUCUAGAGAACACUUCACCGCUCUAAACCUCUUCCUUUUAUGCUUCCUUUUAAACACUAUUUUUAUAAUGCUUCCUUGAGCGAAACGGGUGGCUUUGUGCACACAUCUGGUGCUGUGACUCCCUUGGAGUUACCGCUGCUGCCGGUGAUCACCACAGCGUUCAGCAGCGGCCUCGGACCGGCACCGAACCGCCGGGUUCUCCGGGGCGCGGUUGCCGGGGGAGCUGUGGCGUUCCCUGAGGAAUCCCAGGGCUCUGGGGUGGGGUGGCCGGUUGGGACCCACUCUUUAUUUGUGUACCCUCUCCUUCGAGCCCUCCCUGUACCCCCCCGGGACUCUGUCACGCUGCUCUCACUCUCCCAAUAAAAUGGUUCCUCCGAACGCCUGGGGCUGUCCUGAGGC